CCGUAAUGCAACGAAGCAGCCCCCAAAUUUUGGUCGUUCAUGUACUACAUGACUCAAACCCCACGUGGGAGCAAUCAUAAGGGUCCCAGGUCAUGACCUUGAAGGUCACAGGUCAUAUGGACGACAAAUGUGUCCUCUUUACCCCCCUCAAAAAUGAUGUCAUUCGAAAGAUAAUCUCAAGAGCUUCAACUUUAGUCCUUAUCACUUAUGCUCUCCGACCACACCCAAGGCCUGUGGGCUUCUGCGGAGGUGCAGUUAUCAGUCCAGACUGGAUUAUUACUGCGGCAAACUGUGCCACGUGGCCACUAAGCGGUUACAAAAUCACCGCUGGAGAUCACAACAUCGAUGUGGUUGAAGGCACCGAACAAACCCGAGAAGUCGUACAGAUUGUGAUUCAUCCGAAUUAUGAAUCCGAGUCGGCUUCUAAAUUCGAGAACGACAUUGCAUUGAUGAAGGUGUCACCUCCGUUCGAAUUCAACGAGUUUGUCCAGCCCGUCGUCAUUCCAGAGGCAAACUUUACUCCAACAGAUUAUGCUACAAUUACUGGUUGGGGCAUGCUGUCAGCAGGGGGCUCAUAUGCAUCCAACUUGAUGAAGGUGGACGUGCCCUUAGUUGACGAUACGACUUGCGAUGUGUUUGGGUUCCUAGUUCCAUCCAUGGUUUGUUACGGAGGGGGAGAUAAAGAUGGGUGUCUUGGAGACGAUGGAGGUCCCCUAGUUUGUGGGGAUAGCCAAACUUUAUGCGGAAUAUUUUCCGUGGGCCAUUGUGGCGAUCUUCCCGGCGUAUACACCGAGGUUUCUUAUUUUGGGGACUGGAUUCGCCGAUCAGUCGUGCCUACCGAAGAGGAUCCAUGGCCAGUUGAAUCCAUUACAACCUGUGGUGGUAGGAUUGCUGCAUCCUCUGCAGAAAUUAAGUUCCAACUUGGCUCUUCUAUUCGCGCGGAUCAGAGAUGUGUCUGGGUAUUGAAACCACCCUACGAGUCAAGCCGUUUCAGACUGAGCAGCUCUGGCCUUGGCGAAAAUGAUGGCCUAUAUUUGACCAGCUUUGCCAACUCACAGCCAGGAACUCAGCAGCAAAUGACUCGCGUCGGCCAAAAUUAUACCAUCAAAUCUGGCUUCAUCCUGGUCACGUUGAAUGUAGGGAACGCUCCAACGCGAGGAUUCCGUCUAGAAUUCUUCUCCUCCGGCCUUCUAAGUGUCACCAAAGACGUUACAGGCUUCGCCCGGCUCACAACCUCCACUGGCAAUUUUUCUUACCCCAUUGGUGGCGGCAGGUACCGGGACAAUGAGAACGCUUUGUUUGUCAUCAAUCCAACCGCGCCUGCCAUGAGGACCUUAAUGUUCUCCAGAAUGGAUGUGGAAAAUCAUUCAGAAUGUGGAUAUGACGCCAUUAUGAUAUACAACUGGUAUAAUAAUCAGUAUAUCCAAGUUGUUAGACAUUGCGGAUCAUCGCUACCGCCAACGACCACUUUCCAGUCUGGUCUAGGGUUGGUUACUUUUGAAAGUGAUGAUGUCUUUACGACCACAGGAUUCGAUUUUGAAUGGGCUUAAAGGGGCAAUCUGUAAUUUGAACACAAUUUGAAGUAAUAAAGAAUCAUUUAAUUUCA
Molecule: messenger RNA, 1606 nt
Organism: Folsomia candida
Lineage: Eukaryota; Metazoa; Arthropoda; Collembola; Entomobryomorpha; Isotomidae
Product: ovochymase-2-like
Exons: 9
Coding region: 93-1550 (485 amino acids)
Biological process (GO): proteolysis
Molecular function (GO): serine-type endopeptidase activity
Source: RefSeq, a predicted model, not a curated record